AUUCAGCAUGGCCCAAGCAGAGAAGAAAGGUGGACUGCUUCGGAAAUCUUCAGCUUCCAAGAAGCCAUUGAAGGAGAAAGUUGUGUUGAUGUAUGAUGAGAUUUUCACGACAGAGGACCCCAGUAAAUGCAACCCUAGGUUUUGGGAGGAGCUGUUUCUCAUGAAGGUCAACUUGGAAUAUCUGGAAGGCAAGCUGGAGGCUCUGGAUGGGGAGGAGUUAAUGAAGAUAAAAGAUAACAUCAACUGCUUGUUUCAGCACUGCAUCCAGGCACUGGGUGAGGAGCACCCGAUCAGAGUGGUCAAUGCAUUACAGACUUUGUGUGCAUUGAUUCGAGGUGUCCAUCAGAAGAACAAAUCCACUUCUGGCUUUGACAUCAUCAACAUGCUUGUGGGUUUUGAUAAGGCAGAACUAUGUAUGAAGAACCUGAUGGAGAGCUUGGAUUCGCUGCUCUGUGCAGAAGGUUCUGAAAGCCUCAAGAGCUUGUGUCUGAAGCUACUUCUCUGCUUGGUGACGGUGACAGAUAACAUCAGCCAGAACACCAUCCUGGAGUAUGUGAUGAUUAACAGCAUAUUUGAAGCUAUUUUACAGAUCCUAUCCAGCCCGCUUAGUCGCAGAGAACAUGGCUAUGAUGCUGUUGUCCUUCUUGCCUUGCUGGUCAACUACAGAAAGUAUGAGUCAGUGAAUCCUUACAUUGUGAAGCUCUCCAUCGUAGAUGAUGAAGCCACACUCAAUGGAAUGGGACUUGUAAUUGCCCAGGCUUUGUCAGAAUAUAACAGGCAAUACAAAGAUAAGGAAGAGGAGCACCAGAGCGGUUUCUUCUCAGCUCUAACUAAUAUGGUGGGCAGCAUGUUCAUAGCAGAUGCUGAUGAGAAGAUCUCGGUCCAGACGAAUGAAGCAAUCCUCCUGGCCCUCUAUGAGGCUGUUCACUUGAACCGGAAUUUCAUCACCGUUCUGGCACAAAGCCACCCUGAAAUGGGGCUGAUGACAACACCAACGAGCCCAAUUCCAACCACACCUGUCACUCCCCUUGGAACCACCCCACCUUCUUCAGAUGUCAUAAGUUCUGCAGAGCUACCUCUGGAUGCUGAUGUGCAAACGAGCAACCUACUGAUAACCUUCUUGAAGUACAGCUCGAUUGUGAUGCAGGACACAAAAGAUGAGCACCGGCUACACAGUGGAAAGCUCUGUCUCAUUAUCCUGACAUGCAUAGCAGAGGAUCAGUAUGCUAACGCUUUUCUCCAUGAUGACAACAUGAAUUUUCGAGUAAACCUGCACAAGAUGCCAAUGAGACACAGGAAGAAAGCAGCAGACAAGAACCUGCCUUGUCGCCCGCUGGUGUGUGCAGUGCUUGAUUUGAUGGUGGAGUUCAUUGUAACACACAUGAUGAAAGAGUUUCCUAUGGAUCUCUAUGUCCGGUGCAUUCAGAUUGUGCACAAGCUGCUGUGCUACCAGAAGAAAUGCAGAGUGAGGCUCCAUUAUACCUGGAGGGAGCUCUGGUCAGCUUUGAUCAACCUGUUGAAGUUCCUCAUGUCUAAUGAGACUGUGCUGCUGGCUAAACACAACAUCUUCACUCUUGCUCUUAUGGUUGUGAACCUGUUCAACAUGUUCAUCACUUAUGGAGACACCUUUCUUCCCACUCCCAGCAGCUAUGAUGAGCUGUAUUACGAAAUCAUCCGGAUGCAUCAGAAUUUUGACAACCUCUAUUCCAUGGUUCUAAGGCUGUCAACCAAUGCUGGUCAGUGGAAGGAACCUGCAAGCAAGGUGACCCAUGCAUUAGUCAAUAUUCGUACCAAGUAG
Molecule: messenger RNA, 1798 nt
Organism: Dryobates pubescens (Downy woodpecker)
Lineage: Eukaryota; Metazoa; Chordata; Aves; Piciformes; Picidae
Gene: ARMH3
Product: armadillo like helical domain containing 3
Exons: 23
Coding region: 8-1798 (596 amino acids)
Biological process (GO): regulation of Golgi organization
Cellular component (GO): cytosol
Source: RefSeq, a predicted model, not a curated record